Messenger RNA from Aspergillus homomorphus CBS 101889, 1329 nucleotides. RefSeq lists its product as uncharacterized. The transcript has a single exon. NCBI's taxonomy places the organism in Eukaryota, Fungi, Ascomycota, Eurotiomycetes, Eurotiales, Aspergillaceae. The record is from RefSeq and is a predicted model, not a curated record. Bases 1 to 1329 code for a protein of 442 amino acids.
AUGGCAUCCGGUGAGAGUCCCCCAGUACUCGAAACCCUGCCCAGUGAAAUCCGACUUGAUAUUCUAUGUAUCUUACCGUAUGACAGCUCUCAAGCACUCAUUAUGGCGUCUCCGGUAUACUUCAAGACAGCCCUUGAGUAUCGCGAUCUAAUAAGACGCCAAAAUGGCGCCGCGUCAGUGGAAGCCUUCACCCUCGAAGCUGAGGCAGUUUACUGUGCUCGCCGCAUGAGGCUCUCCGAGGCAUACACCCAGGAUGGACCUGACAGCGAUCCCGGAUACUACACAGAAUCCUAUCCACCCAUGCAUGCAUCCAGCCACUACACCAUGGAGACUAUUUCCAGGUUUGCCGUGUCGUAUAUGCGAGACCGAAAAUCGAAUCGAAAGGUCUUAUCGUUCGCCUCACACACGGGGGAGCAGCGCCGGCAAAUGGUUGAUUUCCAUAUGUCGACCAUUAUGCCGAUUGCGCGUCGCUUUACGCAAUCGGCCCUGAAGAACUUUGCCGGCCAGCCAGAGGCACAGAGCUCGUUUGUUCACGAACCGAUCACUACAACAGAGGAGUACCGAAUUGUUCGCGCUGUCUAUAGAUUCGAGCUUUGUUGCCAGCUUUUCGACGACCGUGCACCCGACCUCGAAGUAGUAGCACGGAACAAGCAUGGCAUUGACCUUGCUACUAUGCUACAGCUCCUACAUACUAUGUUUCACCCCUGGGAGGUCGAAGAAAUCCUGUGUAUCAAUGGAUUUCUUGAAAUCAAGUACAACGAUAUUUUUGACGUUGCUACCUGGGACUUUGACCGGAAUAAACCAAAGUUUGGUUACGCGCCUAAUAUGUCUUGCACUGACCCAUUGUCCAGGCUGAGUCGACACUCAUAUCACAGGGACUACUACUUGUGUGGAACCCUAACGCGCGGUCUCGGUCUACUACAACGGGCUCUUUCUGCGAUGGAGCAGAAUCACGACCAGCAACUUGUGGAGAUAAUAAAGAAUGAGAUGCGCAUCGAACCGAUUGGCUUUCUUGGCACGUAUAGCGGUGCCGUGACCGAGAUAUGCAAGAACGCACUCCGAGCUCGUAGGGGGCUCUCUGAACAAGACUUGAAGAGAGAACGGCGUGAUCCCUUUCCUUUCCGCGGCGAUAUUAUACCCGAUCCCAACGCAGAGUUUCCGCCCCUGGCCUGGACCAUAAUAUGGAAAGACACCUACAGCAAUGUGGUCGGGGAUGCGAUCCCGUACAGAAUGCGGUAUUGGGGCUAUGUUAUGUGGGACGCAGAGCGUAUCACGAAGGCCGGGGGAAAGGAAAUACUGCAGCGGCAGUCGCGCGGGAUUCGGGGCUAA